Nylanderia fulva is the source of this 12742-nucleotide messenger RNA. RefSeq names its product dynein heavy chain 3, axonemal (gene Dnah3). Gene Ontology annotation, biological process: microtubule-based movement. The record is from RefSeq and is a predicted model, not a curated record. Lineage: Eukaryota; Metazoa; Arthropoda; Insecta; Hymenoptera; Formicidae. Gene Ontology annotation, cellular component: dynein complex. Gene Ontology annotation, molecular function: ATP binding; dynein light intermediate chain binding; dynein intermediate chain binding.
AUGAUAUAUACAGAACAUUCCAUAAAUUCGUAAAUUUAUAUCUUUUCCAAUAAUUCCCGCGCCGUCGUCAUAGUAACGUGAUAUAAAUAUGUGUGUGUAACAUAUUAGAUAUGAGCUAAGAAGUAAGAAGGUAUUAUCUUUUACAUUUUUGUUACUUGACAGUUUUUAGAUCCAUAAGUUGUAUUGAGAGAUAUAGAUACAUACUUAGUUCUUAGCUGAAAAUUUAUUCAUACUUUUUCUAAGAAUAGAAGUAUCAAGCAAUGGCAUAAUGAGAUAAAAUGGAAGACAAUAUUUGCAAUACUUGUUAAUAGUGAUUAGAGAAGCUGCUUAUCGUUUUUACGCAUAAUUUUGCCUUCAUAUCUUUGAUAUAUAAAUUCGAAUGACAAGGAUGACUGAAGAAAAGGAAACAUGUGGAACCUUGGACAAGGUAGACGCAGCAGUAGCAGAUUAUGCGGAUUAUUCAUCGCCAGAAACAUCGAAAGCAUUGCAGAUCAUGAAGAAGCCGAAAUUACUACAAGAGUCUUCAUGGACGAAAACUGUUCCGUACAAACACUGGCACAGUUAUGCGAAACCUACUGACAGUAUAGGCAGUAUUUUUACACCCGGUGCAUAUCCUUAUCGGGCCAGGAUUAUAACGAAACGUGAAGUCAAACCUGCACCAUCCUAUCCUUUCAGUGUUGACAAAGUGCUUGCGGCUCCGCCUCGCAUUCUUAUAGAACGACACAACGAAGAGGUUCAACGAAGAGCCGCUGUGGCAGAGAAAAAACGCGCUUCCCUGCCGGAAAAUAUAGUCAGUUUGAAGGAUUUAGCAGACGGCACAUGGUUGCGGAAGAAAAGACACAAGGCGAAAGCCUUGAAGAAAAGAGAGUUAUCCAUACAUGAGGGGAGAAUAAUGAAAAGAAAAUUGGAUCGAGAGAUUGUAUCUUACGUCGAGGCAGAAAUUCCGAAAUCCGUCGACGAACAAUUGACCGAACUAACAGCGGCAGUUGAUAAGGAACAGAGACGAAUAGUCACAGCCGAGGAUGUUGCUAAAGUAGCUUAUCUCAGAGAUUACUGCAUAAGCGAGCAUCAUUUACAACCAUACGACUAUGCUAAUAUUGAUGCGGCAAAAAGACGUAUUAUUGGUAAAUUGCAGGAACGUGAAGAUUUCAAUAAAAUAACAAAAGACUUGGAACCGGAAAUAAUCAAUGAUUAUAAGGAAAGCCUUCGCAGUGCGAUAGUGGAUUAUAUCCUGAUGGAUUCCGAUGAACGAGAACGUUUAUCUAUCAAAACUCUGCCUCUCAAAUUUCCUGUUUUAUGCAUUCGUUCACCGGUACCUUGGCAUCAAUCCAAAGUCACAGCAAAUCAUUCGAUACGACACUGUCUUUUUAUCGGAAAUACGAUAUUGAGGGACAUUCGCGAUCUAUGGUUUUCAAAAUAUCGCCAAAUAAGAAUUAUUCGCAUGCAAGAUUUCGGCACAUUUCCCGUUCCGGCUGCGGAAAUCGAGCCGAAAUUAAAUGCCUUAUGUACCGCUGCCACCGACGUUCUCAUUAAGGAAUGGCUGGCCGACGUAGCAGAAAUUUUUCUCGAGAAGAAAUACGUUUGGUCGCAAUACUUUGAGAUGCAUUCGGACGCGUCCACCGCGAUGAUCGAGAAAUACUUUCGCAGCGUAAAUUCUCUAUUAUCGAAGCAACUGCGAAUCAUGAUAACGGAAACGCUGGAAGACGUUAGGGAAUUCUUCAUGCGAUACAGAGCUGGCAAUGCAUUUGAAGGAGAUUACGAGGAACUCGUGUUUCUCGAAACUCCUUUCAUAACAGUGAAGGUGGAACCGGAACUUUUCACGACGAAACUGCGCUGCAGACCGAGCAUUCUGGAGUUACACACCAUCAUCUCACGAUGCUUCGACAAGAUCAUUAAAGUGAGCGCUACAAUACCUAAGAUUGAAACCAUUCUGUUUCCGGAAUUAAAGCAGAAAACUUAUCUAUUUCCCAUCUCGCGCUUUGAAGAUACGGUAUUGAAUGUCAUCAGUGAUGUAUUGGAUGUGAUCACUAAGCAUACAAGUGGUCCUGAUGGUUACCUCAAAUGCUAUGAGAAUUUGCUUUAUAUUACGAGCGGCGUAGCUGAAAAAAAAUUGGAUAAUUUUUUUAAAUUGGAGCCGGUACCGUUAUUGCGAGAUUUUGAGCAACAAAUAAAGGCAUAUGACACUCUGCGAAAAGAGAUUUAUAUGUUUCGAUGUAAAAUUCCGCUGAACAUGAUCGAAAUCGAUUGCAGUGCUGUAAACGAUACAAUGAGAGAAAUUCUAUAUACGCUUCGAAGUAGAAUAUGCAAUUUCUUCGCGGAUGAACUACGAGUCAACAAUCGCGAAUUGUGCUCGAUCUUUGAUGAGAUAGCGGAGAACAUCUCGAAGAUGCCAGAAACCACGCAGCAGGUGGUGGAACUGUACAAUUAUCUAUGUGAGAGCCGUGAUACGACGAUGUUUAAUCUGAAAAGACGAUUAACGCGUUCGAUCGAGUUGACGCUGUUCCUCUUUGAUCACCAGCCACUCUCCGACGAAGACAUUCACUUAAACUCACGCACCAUUACUUGGCCGAAGGAGAUGGAAGUUGUGAUGGAACUGGCAAGCAACAGAUUGACCAUGAGAAAAGAUUUCUUGGAAACGUUGCUUCGCACAAGACGAGACACCUUCGAGAAAAAGAUAAUUACGAUGCAACAGGCAAUUGAGCAGUUUAAACGAAAGGAUCCGCCCGUUCUCACCAUGGAGGAAAUGGAGCAGGCCGUGGAGGAGAUCGAGCAAAUCUCCGCGACUAUGGCGGAGAUACGUAAAGAAGCCGAGGAGAUUAACGAAGAGGAGGGAUUACUCGACAUGGAGCUGAGUCCGUACAUGGAAUUGCCGACUAUGUCUAGUACGGUGGACACCUUUGACAAGCUCUGGCACACCGCUCUAGAUUUUCAUCGAAACUACGAUAAAUGGUUCUACGGCCCGUUCGUAGGUCUAAACGCCGAGCAAGUGCGCGAGGAGACUGAAAACACAUGGCGAAUUCUGUAUAAACUUUCGCGCGUGCUUACAGAGGUACCAGGCGCGAGACGCGUUGCCGAAAUGGUGCGCGGUAAAGUGGAAAAAUUCCGACAAUUUAUCCCAGUGUUGCAAACUAUCUGCACGCCGGGCCUACAAGCUCGACAUUGGGAAACAAUUAGCAAAAUCGUCGACGUAACAAUAAUACCAACGGAUACCAGCAGUCUGUCGGAGAUGAUCGAGUACGGUCUACCCGCUUAUAUCGCCAAGUUGGAGGAGAUAGCUUCGGCGGCCACAAAGGAAUACACUCUGCAGCGAAACCUGCAGAAGAUGAAAGAAGAAUGGCAAGAAGUGUAUUUCGAAUUAACUCUUUAUCGCGACACCGGUGUAUCCAUAUUAACCGCCGUGGACGACAUACAGAUGUUGCUUGAUGAUCAUAUACUCAAGGCGCAAACCAUGCGUGGUUCCCCUUUUGUGAAGGCAUUCGAAGAAGAGAUGCAGCAGUGGGAGGAGAAGCUGAUAAUGAUGCAAGAUAUCAUCGAUCAGUGGCUGCUUUGCCAGUCCACGUGGAUGUAUCUGGAACCAAUAUUCAGCAGCGAGGAUAUUUUGCGUCAGAUGCCGACCGAGUCGAGGAAUUUUCGUAAAAUCGAUAAGACCUGGCGUAACAUCAUGUUGUACGUUCUGGAUAAUAAACGAGUGAUCGAUGCUACCGCGAUGCCGAACAUGCUGCAGGAACUCAAGCUCUGCAACUCGCUGCUCGAGGAGAUCCAGAAGGGUCUGAACGAUUAUUUGGAGAAGAAACGUCUGUUCUUCCCGCGAUUCUUUUUCCUAUCAAAUGACGAGCUGCUGGAAAUUCUAUCUGAGACCAAAGAUCCGCAGCGAGUGCAACCUCAUCUGCGCAAGUGCUUCGAAGGCAUCAGUAAGCUCCGCUUCACCAAGGAAGAGGAGAUUAUUGGCAUGGUGUCGGCCGAAGAGGAGUACGUACCUCUGAGCGGUAAGAUUUACCCUGCCGAUGCGAAAGGUAUGGUUGAGAGAUGGCUGUGCCAAGUAGAGGAACUCAUGAUGAUCUCGCUGCGCGACAUCGCCGAGGAAAGUAUAAUUGCUUACUUCGACGCCAUACGCGAGGAAUGGGUGCUUUCGUGGCCCGGUCAGAUUAUCAUUUGCAGUAGUCAGAUACACUGGACUAGCGAGGUGUACGAAUCUUUCGAGGAUCGCUCUACAGCAUCCUAUUUGCAAAAAUGCAACGAUCAAAUAAAAGAUAUCGUAUCGCUUGUACGCGGCAAAUUGGAACCAGGUGCCAGGAUAACGUUGAACGCCCUAAUAGUAAUAGACGUGCAUGCUCGAGACGUGGUGAAAUUGUUGAUAGACAAGCGGGUAGACAAUCCCUUGGACUUUAAUUGGAUAGCGCAGCUACGCUAUUAUUGGUUAGACGAUUGUAUCACCGUUUCUAUGAUUACAACUAAUAUCAUGUAUGCUUUCGAGUAUCUCGGUAACACAUCCAGAUUGGUAAUCACGCCGCUGACGGAUCGAUGCUAUAGGACUUUGAUGGGUGCAUUAAAAUUGAAUCUUGGCGGUUCACCAGAAGGACCUGCAGGCACCGGCAAGACGGAAACAGCCAAGGAUCUCGCCAAGGCCGUAGCCAAGCAAUGCGUCGUGUUCAACUGCUCCGAAGGACUGAAUUACAAAGCGAUGGGCAAAUUUUUCAAGGGUCUUGCGCAAUCCGGAGCCUGGGCGUGCUUUGACGAAUUCAACAGGAUCGAUUUGGAAGUGUUGUCCGUGAUCGCGCAACAGAUACUGUCGAUACAGAUGGCUAUAAGCAUGAAAUUGGAUAAGUUUGUGUUCGAAGGCACCGAGUUGAAGCUGAAUCCCACUUGCAACGUCAUCAUAACGAUGAAUCCGGGUUAUGCCGGUCGGCAGGAACUGCCUGACAAUUUGAAGGCCCUGUUCCGAACGGUGGCGAUGAUGGUACCGGAUUACGCCAUGAUCGGUGAGAUCACUUUGUACUCGUACGGCUUCACGGACGCCAAGAAUCUUGCUGAGAAAAUCGUUCACACCUACAAAUUGUGCUCCGAGCAACUGAGCUCGCAAAAUCACUACGAUUAUGGUAUGCGAGCUGUCAAGACCGUAUUGAUAGCGGCCGGUAAUCUGAAACUCAAAUAUCCGAAACGCGACGAGUCCAUCCUGGUCCUUCGCGCCAUCGUGGAUGUCAAUCUUCCCAAGUUUCUCUCCGAGGACGUUUCUCUCUUCAAUGGCAUCUACACAGAUCUCUUCCCGGAUGUACAGCUGCCUCAACCAGAACGCGAGGAACUGAUAGACAUGCUGAAGGUGAACCUGGGGAAGCGAAAUCUACAGGCUACCGAUUGGUACUUGGAGAAGAUUGUGCAGAUCUACGAGAUGAUACGUGUACGACACGGUCUGAUGAUCGUCGGCAUGGCUUUGGGCGGGAAGACUCAGGCUUAUCAAACGUUGGCCGACGCCCUGGGUGAUCUGUCGGGUAUACGAAAAGCCACGAUGCGAGAAAACCGUACGGUUUAUCGAGUGAUCAAUCCGAAAGCCAUCACGCUGGAACAACUAUAUGGUAGCUUUGAUCCGUUCUCGCACGAAUGGAGCGAUGGUGUGCUGGCCAACACUUUUCGCGAAUACGCGCAGUCCACUUCGCUAGAGCGCAAGUGGAUCGUAUUUGACGGUCCGGUAGACGCGAUCUGGAUUGAGAGCAUGAACACCGUGCUUGACGACAACAAGAAGCUCUGCUUAAUGUCCGGCGAAAUUAUACAGAUGUCCGUCAAGAUGAGCAUGUUGUUCGAGCCGGCUGAUCUCGAGCACGCCUCACCAGCCACUGUCAGCAGAUGCGGCAUGAUUUACAUGGAGCCUUCUCAAUUGGGCUGGCGACCUAUUCUCGAAUCCUACAAGAAGCAUCUCAAGGAGAAAUUAUUGUUUGAACAAUACGAGCUCGUCAUCGAACUGAUAGAAUGGCUGACCCAGCCGAUAUUGCAUUUUAUUCAAUAUAAGUGUCAGACUUUCAUCGAUACAUCGGAAUUGCAUAUGUUUCUGUCUUUUACCAGAGUAUUCAGCAUGAUGCUAGCAGAUGAAACGCAAGUGAGUACAGUCUGGCUUCAGUGCGUAUUACUCUUCAGCAUAGUUUGGGGCAUGUGCUCAACAUUAAUAAGCGACAGCAGAAAAAUCUUCGACGUGUAUCUACGAAAACUGUUACUUGGUAAUAUCGAAGAAUAUCCUAAACCAAAGGUGUUCAAGCUGACAAAGCAGCAAAUCUUCCCUGAUAAAGGUAUGGUGUACGAUUGGAUUUACGAUAAAAAGAACAACGGCUGCUGGAUAUCUUGGAUGGAUACUAUGCAACAGGCAUCUUUACCAGCAACGGCGAAGAGCAGUGAACUGAUCAUCCAGACAACCGAGACAUCUAUUCAGCAUUUCUUCAUCAAACAAUUUAUGCACAGAUCGAUUCCGCUUUUAUUUGUGGGUCCAACUGGUACCGGCAAGUCCGCUAUCGUAUUGAAUUACCUUAUGUCAUUGCCUCGGGAGAAAUUCCUGGAAAACGUUAUAAACUUCAGCGCCCGUACGAACGCACCAUUAACACAAGAGAUAGUCAUGUCGAAGUUGGAUAGAAGAAGAAAAGGUGUCUACGGUCCCGCUAUGGGGAAGAAAUGCGUAUUGUUCGUAGAUGAUCUCAGCAUGCCACAAGUGGAAAUCUACGGGGCUCAACCGCCAAUAGAGCUGCUUCGUCAAUGGAUAGAUCAUGGCUACUGGUUUGAUCCGAAGGAUACCUCGAUUCUGUAUUUGGUGGAUAUUCUGCUAAUCGCUGCUAUGAUACCACCUGGAGGCGGCUCGAACGUUGUAACGCCGAGACUCACUCGCCACAUGCACGUAAUCGGCAUUGAUUCCUUCGAGGAAGCCACGAUGACUAAGAUCUUCACGUCAAUUCUCGACUGGCACUUCGCAAAGGGCUUCGUCGCGGAGAUUUCACGGCUGAGCAAAAUGAUGGUGAGCGCUACCUUGGAUGUGUUUCUUGGGGCCAUCAAAAACUUUCUCCCGAUACCGUCGAAGAGUCAUUACAAGUUUAACCUGCGUGAUUUUAGUCGGGUUAUCGGCGGCGUGCUUCUCGUGCCAGCCGUUAGAAUGAAAGACCCCGACAAACUUAUUAGACUGUGGAUUCAUGAGGUAUAUCGAGUUUUUCACGACAGACUGAUAGAUGACACGGAUCGUGAGACGUUAUUUAAGAUGAUGCGACACACGUGUUACGAUAAGUUGCGCCAACCUUUGGACAAGGUGCUCGUCAAUUUACUGAAACCGAACGAAAAGAUGAUCGCCAGUUCUCACAUUUGCGAUCUAUUCUUCGGCAAUUACAUCGAACCUGAUGCGGAUCCUAAAAUAUACGAUGAAAUAACGAAUCUAGAUGAUCUCCAGGAGAAGAUGGAUUACUAUCUGGCUGAAUAUAACGCGGUUUCGCAGACGCCAAUGAACCUGGUACUGUUUCGAUACGCCAUCGAACACGUCUCUCGCAUAUCUCGUGUGCUACUGCAGGAUAAUGGUCAUGCCCUGCUCGUUGGAGUUGGCGGCUCCGGUCGCAAUUCUUGUGCCAGACUGGCGACUAGCAUGUGCGAAUAUGUGAUACAACAGAUCGAGAUUACGAAGACUUAUGAAACACCCGAAUGGCGGGAAGAUCUGAAGCACUUGUUACUGCGUGUCGGCUGCGACGGCAAACCUACCGUCUUUAUCUUUGGCGAUCAUCAAAUCAAGGACGAAUCCUUUAUCGAGGAUAUCAAUAUGAUCUUGAAUACUGCAGACGUGCCUAAUCUGUACGCGGUAGAAGAGAAAGCCGAAAUAUUGGAUAAAAUGAUGACUGUGGCACGAGACGCUAGCGGCAGUAAAAAACUGGAAACGACACCAAUGGCGCUCUACAAUCUCUUCAUUGAAAGGAUCAAGAAAAAUCUUCAUAUAAUUUUGACAAUGUCACCGAUAGGCGAGGCAUUUCGAAAUCGUCUCAGGAUGUUUCCGUCGCUUAUCAAUUGCUGCACCAUCGAUUGGUUUACAUUGUGGCCGGAAGAUGCCCUCGAGAGAGUAGCCAGGAUGUCAUUGAGGGAUUUAGAUAUUAGCUCGGAAUUGCGAGAAAAGUGCGUGCAAAUUUGCAAGCAGUUCCAUACAAGUGUCUCCAUAACGAGCGAGGAUUACUACUUGACGUACGGCAGACGAUAUUAUGUGACACCCACGAGUUUUCUGCAGUUAAUCAAAUCCCUGUAUAGAUUGUACGGACAAAAGAUUGAGCAGAUCACUAUCCAACAGAAUCGCUACGAGACUGGUUUGGAAAAGCUGGACUUUGCUGCUGGCCAGGUGGCGAUCAUGCAGGACGAGCUACAACGGCUGCAGCCCAAGUUACUGGCGCAGUCGCAACUGAGUGACAAACUGAUGAUUCGAAUCGAACAGGACACCGUCAACGUGGAAGCAAAGAAGGAAAUUGUAGCAGCGGACGAGGCCUUAGCGAACGAAGCAGCCGCAGCGGCUCAAGCCAUCAAAGAUGAUUGUGAGAGCGACCUGGCAGAGGCUACUCCAGCACUGGAAUCUGCCCUGGCGGCAUUAGAUACCCUAAAACCUGCGGACAUCACGAUCGUGAAAGCGAUGAAGAGUCCGCCGGCUGGCGUUAGAUUGGUGAUGGAGGCAGUUUGUGUCCUGAAAGGCGUAAAGCCGGAUCGAGUUCAGGAUCCGACUGGCCAAAUGGUAGAUGAUUACUGGCCCGCGUCGAUCAAGCUGCUAGGCGACAUGAAAUUCUUGGAGAAUCUGAAGAACUUCGACAAGGACAACAUACCUCCCGCAUACAUGAAGCGCAUUCGCGAAAAAUUUAUAAACGAUCGGAGCUUCCAGCCGGAAGCAAUUAAGAAGGUCUCCACCGCCUGCGAGGGUCUCUGUAAGUGGGUACGUGCCAUGGAAGUGUACGAUCGUGUAAUUAAAGUCGUCGCGCAGAAAGCGAUGCUGGCGGAAGCCGAAGCAGCGCUGGCUGCGCAGAUGGAAAUGCUCAACGAGAAGAGGAAUCUACUGCAAGAGGUAACGCAGAAGCUACAGUCCCUGAACGACGAGUUCGCCGAAUGUAUGCGCGAGAAGAAGAAUCUCGAGGAUCAGAUCGAUUAUUGCAGACAGAAAUUAGAAAGAGCCGAAAAGCUGCUGGGUGGUCUCAGCGGCGAAAAGAGUAGAUGGAGCGAGACUGCCGGUAAACUGGGCGCCAGUCUAGGUAACGUCAUCGGGGAUGUUCUACUAUCUUCUGGGAUCGUGGCUUAUCUGGGAGCGUUCACGGUGGAAUAUAGAAACAAAUUGAUCAGCCAAUGGCAUGCUUCUUGCGUGGAAGCAGCUAUACCUUGUGGUACCAGGUUUAAUUUGAUCGACAUAUUGGGCGAACCGAUAGAGAUCAGAGGGUGGACCAUUUAUGGAUUACCGGCCGACAACUUCUCUGUGGAAAACGGAAUAAUCGUGAAGCAUGCCGAUCGCUGGCCGCUCAUGAUCGAUCCACAGAAUCAGGCGAACAAAUGGGUGAAAAACAUGGAAAAGCGAAACAAGCUGGCGGUGAUCAAACUCACGGAUCCCAAUUAUGUGAGAGUGAUGGAGGCUGCCAUUCAGCUAGGAACUCCAGUGUUAUUGGAGAACAUUUUAGAAGAGAUCGACGCGAUUUUGGAAUCUGUAUUGCUGAAGAAUGUUUACAAGCAGCGCGGAGUGCUGUAUAUGAAGUUCGGUGAGACGGUACUGGAGUACAAUCCGAAUUUUCGAUUCUACAUCACCACGCGUCUUCGAAAUCCGCAUUACCUGCCCGAGAUCGCGGUAAAGGUAACUCUAUUGAAUUUUAUGAUUACGCUUCAAGGUCUGCAGGAUCAAUUGUUGGGCAUAGUCGUAGCCAAGGAGUUACCGACUUUGGAGGAGAAGAAAAAUCAAUUGAUAGUGGAAGGCGCGAACAACCGGAAGAUCUUGAAGGAGAUUGAGGACAAGAUCUUGGAAGUUCUCACGACAUCGGAAGGCAACAUACUUGAAGACGAGACUGCUAUUAAGAUACUCUCGACUUCGAAGAUGCUGUCGGAGGACAUUGAGGCGAAACAAGAGAUCGCGGUGAAGACUUCAGCGGAGAUAGAUGAAGCUCGCAAUGGUUACCAGCCGGUCUCGAAGCACGGAGCGGUUCUCUUUUUUUGCAUCUCCGAAUUAGCCAAUAUUGAUCCCAUGUACCAGUACUCCCUACCGUGGUUUCUGUAUCUCUACAUCACGGCAAUAGCUAAUAGCGAACAGUCGGAUAAUCUGGAAACGCGAAUGAAAAGUCUCAAUUCAUACUUCACCGCAAGCAUUUAUAGAAAUGUAUGUCGAUCUUUGUUUGAAAAGGACAAGUUGAUAUUUUCCUUGGUUCUCUGCGCCGGUCUGCUACGUGCCGCUCGUAAAUUGGAAGAGGAUCUCUGGGUGUUUUUAUUGACGGGCGGAGUGGCUUUCGAUAAUCCUUAUCCCAAUCCCGAUCCCUCAUGGUUGUCCGACAAAUCUUGGUCUGAAGUCGUGCGAGCCAGCCUUUUACCGGGUCUCGAAAAACUGAAGGAGUCCUUCCAGUCCAGCAUAUCACAAUGGAAAACGUAUUACGAUCUGACUAAUCCGCAGGAGCAUCCGUUUCCGCCACCCUUCGAGCACGAGAUCGAGAGCUUGAGGAAACUCGUGAUUUUGAGAUGCGUGAGGACGGACAAGGUGGUAGCCGCUGUUCAAGCGUUCAUCAUUCAUCAUAUAGGUGCACCAUUCAUGGAACCACCGCCGUUCGAUCUUCAGAGCUCGUACGAUGAUUCGAACAACGUCACGCCGCUCAUCUUCGUGCUCUCACCUGGUUCGGACCCGAUGGCCGGUCUGAUAAGGUUCGCCGAGGAGCGUGGAAUCUCGAGGAAGAAUCUCAUGACGAUCUCAUUAGGUCAAGGUCAAGGUCCUAUUGCGACCGGGAUGAUCGAGAGAGGCAUCAAGAGCGGCGAGUGGGUCAUUCUGCAAAACUGCCACCUCGCCGUCUCGUGGAUGAAGGAACUCGAUCGGAUAUGUGACGAGGUCAUCGUGCCCGAGAACACGCAUCGUGAUUUCCGGCUAUGGCUGACCAGUUAUCCGUCCAAAGGAUUCCCGGUGUCGAUACUGCAGAACGGGGUGAAGAUGACGAACGAACCGCCGAAGGGGCUGAAGAACAAUCUGCUGCGGAGUUACCUGAACGAUCCCAUAUCGGAUCCGAAAUUCUUUCGCGAGUGCACGAAGACGGUAGAAUGGAGAAAAUUGUUGUUCUCUCUGUGCUUCUUCCACGCGGUGGUGCAGGAGAGACGGAGCUUUGGUCCGCUCGGUUGGAACAUACCCUACGAAUUUAACGAGUCCGAUUUGCGUAUCAGUAUUCUACAAUUGCAACUAUUUUUAAAUGAUUACGACGAAGUGCCUUUCGACGCACUCAUUUAUCUGACGGGAGAAUGCAAUUAUGGAGGCAGGGUGACCGAUGAUAAAGAUAGACGCCUGCUGAAUUCGUUGCUGAAGAAUUUUUAUAAUUCUGAAGUUAUUAUAAGAGCAGGAUACUCUUUCUCUCCGAGCGAAAUUUAUCAUAUGCCAGAAGAUACCGAUUACGAAGGAUGUCUGAAAUACAUUCGCAGUUUACCUAUCAAUCAAAUGCCAGAAGUUUUUGGUUUACACGAGAACGCGGACAUAGCGAAGGACAAUCGGGAAGCAAUGCAGCUCUUAGCUGGUGCACUUUUGACUCAGCCUCAAAUCAGCGGAGUAGGUGUCGAGAGAGACACGGACGAAGUGGUUUUCGCUCUAGCCGGUGAGAUUCUAUCAAAGAUGCGGCCACCAUUCGAUAUUGAGUCCGUGUCGAACAAAUAUCCGGUACUCUAUAUGAACAGUAUGAACACGGUCUUGCGUCAAGAACUCGUCAAAUUCAACGAGCUCACCGAGGUCAUCAAAGAAACAUUGGAUAACGUGCGAAAGGCCAUCAGAGGACAGAUCCUGAUGUCACCGGAAUUGGAAGAAGUCUACGUUAGCAUGAGCAUCGGCAAAGUGCCGCGCGCUUGGGAUAGGAAGUCGUAUCCCUCCUUGAAGCCACUUGGUAGCUACGUGAUCGAUCUGUUGGCGAGAUUGCAAUUUGUGCAAAAUUGGAUCGACCACGAUGCACCGAAUGUGUUCUGGAUAUCCGGUUUCUUUUUUACGCAAUCCUUUUUGACGGCGGUGCUGCAAAAUUACGCUCGCAAGCAUAAGAUACCGAUCGAUCAGCUGGAUUUUGAAUUCGAGAUCACCCAAUUCGAAUCGAACGUCGAUACUGCUCCUUCUUAUGGAGUUUACAUUGCCGGUCUCUUUCUGGAAGGAGCUCGGUGGAACAGAGAGACGAGACUGCUGGACGAAUCUAAGCCUAAAAUAAUGUUCGAUUUGCUACCCGUUAUAUGGCUAAAACCCGGCAUCAAAAUUAAAUUCGACAUAAGAGACGUCUACUAUUGUCCAGUGUACAAAACAAGCGCUAGGCGUGGUGUAUUGGCUACUACUGGACAUUCCUCCAACUUUAUACUGUUUAUUUUGAUUCCAACGGAUAUCAACGAAUCACACUGGAUUAACAGAGGUGUGGCUGCUCUUUGUCAACUUGAUGAUUAAAAAGGACAGGUACGAAUUAUUUAUAUGAAGAUUACAUAUAUAAUUAAUUCAUAUUGUAUUAUUUCACAUAACAAUGUAUUAAACAACUAGAAAAGAAUUUAAUUAAUGAACUAAUUACAUAGAAAUAUUUUA